This is a messenger RNA of Hyaloscypha bicolor E, 2228 nucleotides long. Its product is annotated as putative C6 transcription factor. The record is from RefSeq and is a predicted model, not a curated record. Bases 1 to 1848 code for a protein of 615 amino acids. Gene Ontology annotation, biological process: regulation of DNA-templated transcription; DNA-templated transcription. The transcript has 8 exons. Gene Ontology annotation, molecular function: DNA-binding transcription factor activity, RNA polymerase II-specific; DNA binding; zinc ion binding. NCBI's taxonomy places the organism in Eukaryota, Fungi, Ascomycota, Leotiomycetes, Helotiales, Hyaloscyphaceae.
AUGACGUUCCAAUCGCCACCGCCUCAUGGCCGAAGCAAUUCAGACAGCUCCAAUGCGUUGACUACACCCUAUGCAGCCCGUCCGCGCAAACGGACUGCUCAUGCAUGUGACGCUUGCCGUCUGAGAAAAUCCAGAUGUGAUGGCCGGCAGCCAUGCUCUUGGUGCACCGAAAACGAUGUUGAUUGCUUUUAUGGGCACCAGCAGCCAACAAAUUUAAAUCAAGGCAAGAGCGACAAAAUCCUCGAGACUGUCUUGCGUAUGGAUGGCCUUCUACGGAGUAUCCAUGAGAAUCUGGCACUAUUUGCCCCCGCUCAUAAGCAGAGUGAUCGUCACCGAACUGCAUCAAUCUCCACACCUCGAUUCAAUUCCAGUUUGAGCCCAUCAUCCUCAGACAACGACUUUGCCAAAGUUGCUAAUGCAACUAUCCCCUCAACACAUAUCAGUGCCACAGAAGAUCUUCUCAAUUCUUCCGUGGCCGCGCCGUUUCCCUCCCUUCGUGCUCAGUUCAGACCCAUCUUCCAACUCGAGAGCAGCUGCCCCCCGAUUCCAUUUCAGCCAAGAUCUAUACGACCGGUGUUCACUAUAGAAGAAGCCGAACGACUACUCACGUCAUUCCAGCUGAAUGUGAACUUUUGGUAUCCAACAGUCAGCAAAGCCACACUUCAAAUUCUGUUCGAGAAAAUGCAAAAUGGUUUCAUUGGCAACUCGUGUGAAGAUUGUGCUGCUUUGCUAGUACUAGCUUUAGGAGCUGCUUCGGAGCUGAUUAAACUCGUUCAUUCCAGUGUUGAGCCUCGUGGAUUUGAAUCGAGACAACAUCAGAGCGAAUUGAUGACAAUGGCCACUGUUUGUUUCGACGAGGCUAUGAAGUUGUUGAGCGUGGCGUACAUGGAAAUCAGCACCAUAUCAACACAAUGUGUUUUUCUUGCAGCGCUAUACUGUUCGUUUCUUCAACGACCUCUACAAACAUGGGGCCAUCUCAGCACAGCUGCCGCGAAAUGCCGAUCUCUUCUCGCCUAUGGAACGGGAUCUGGAAACCCGGAAGACGAAGAGUGCAUUCGUCGUAUUUUCUGGUCCUGUUACAUCAUCGAGAGCGAUUUGAUCUCAGAGUUAUCACAUCUUCCUCAAAGCGGGGUCGCCGAGGUAGAGUCCGAAGUUCCUCUACCAGGACCUCUUCAAACCCACUUCAAUGAAGCCGAAACCGAGGCUUCGGCCUUGUACUUCUUAUCCUGCAUCUCGAUUCGGCGGCUUCUGAACCGAGUUCACCAUCUACUCUACGCAGAAGAUAAGCACAAAACUUACAUUACUUCACGAGACGAUUCUUUACGAGGACUAAUCGCAGAGCUGGAUCAUCAGCUAGUCCUUUGGCGGGACACAUUGCCCGACUUUCUACGGUUCGAAGAUGAUACGAUGGAAUGUGUUAAUGAACAUGCGGCUUUCGUCCGGCAGAGAUAUCUGGCUUGCAAAAGCGUGAUCUACCGACCAUACGUCGAGAUCAUUCUCAAGCAAAUCGAUAGUGCUCAUUCGAUCGAGACGAUCGAGGGAGCUGCCCGAUGUUUGACAGCCAGCUGCAACCACAUCUCGAAUCUCAGAUCUUUUGGACAGACGGUCUUGAUCGAUACUUGGAUCUGUUCAUUAUCAAUGACGAGCACGAUGUUCAUCAUCCUUGUCUCGCUACGCACCGCUGCAUUACGACCAAGUGUCGUCCAGCACCAGAUUGCAGAUUAUGGACCCCAUCUCCAGACUUUACUCAGCGCUUGGAUUGGUGUCAUGCCGCAGAAAAGCCCGAGUAUUCAGCAGAGUAUUCGCCUCAUUGCCGAGAUUGAGAAUUUGAUUGGAGAUAGUCUGUAAUAUUGAGUGCUUGGUGGGGAAAUAGUGGGGGUGUAAUACCAAAAGAAUCAGCAUGGGUGGAAGCAAGUCCUUUGGACUCUCGGCAAUUGAAAGUAAUGGGGAAUACCCGAGACGCUGUCGAGAAAAGUGCUUCAAGCCCUAAUGGCUCAACGCCUCUGACGAAACGGAAAAUUCCCGGCUCUCAGCCCUAUAUCAUGUCCGACGCCUCAACAAACUGUCCCAGCAUAUUUAGGACGAAUCAUUCAUCGUCAAAUAUGAAAUGCGGCUGAAGUUGAUUAAAUCUCUCUGGCUGAUGUGGCUGCACAGGCCAGUCACGCCGAGUAUAUUCCGUCGAGCAAGACAUGCGUACGAAUGUAGGGCUGAGCCGCUGAGAAGAAAAA